This is a messenger RNA of Mobula hypostoma (lesser devil ray), 5811 nucleotides long. Its product is annotated as myosin-4-like. The coding region runs from base 1 to 5811 and encodes 1936 amino acids. Gene Ontology annotation, biological process: muscle contraction. Lineage: Eukaryota; Metazoa; Chordata; Chondrichthyes; Myliobatiformes; Myliobatidae. Gene Ontology annotation, cellular component: myosin filament; myosin II complex; cytoplasm. The transcript is spliced from 39 exons. Gene Ontology annotation, molecular function: microfilament motor activity; actin filament binding; ATP binding. The record is from RefSeq and is a predicted model, not a curated record.
AUGAGUUCUGAUGCAGAUAUGGUUAUUUUUGGGGAGGCUGCUCCCUUUCUCCGGAAAUCAGAGAAAGAGCGAAUUGCAGCGCAGAAUAAACCAUUUGAUGCCAAAACAGCCUGUUAUGUCACUGACCCAAGGGAAGUGUACAUUCCAGCCACAAUUAAGAGUAGGGAAGGUGACAAAGUCACUGUGGAAACAAGAAAUAGAAAGACAAUAACUGUCAAAGAUGACCAAGUCUUCUUAAUGAAUCCGCCAAAAUUUGAUAAAAUCGAAGAUAUGGCCAUGCUAACCCACCUGAACGAAGCAUCUGUUCUGUUUAACCUCAAAGAACGUUAUUCAGCCUGGAUGAUCUAUACCUACUCUGGCCUUUUCUGUGUUACUAUAAACCCCUACAAGUGGCUGCCUGUGUACAAACCUGCCGUUGUCAAUGGUUACAGGGGAAAGAAACGUCAAGAGGCUCCUCCCCAUGUCUUUUCCAUCUCUGACAACGCCUAUCAGUUCAUGUUAACAGAUCGUGAAAACCAGUCUAUUCUGAUCACUGGAGAAUCUGGUGCCGGGAAGACUGUGAACACAAAACGUGUCAUCCAGUACUUCGCGUCAGUUUCAGCCAGUGGUGAUGCCAUCAAGAAAAAAGACAUCAAACUGCAUGGAACACUAGAAGACCAAAUCAUCCAGGCUAAUCCAUUACUUGAGGCCUUUGGAAAUGCCAAGACUGUGAGAAAUGAUAACUCAUCUCGAUUUGGUAAAUUCAUCAGAAUCCACUUUGGAGCUACAGGGAAGCUGGCAUCUGCUGAUAUUGAAACAUAUCUGCUGGAAAAGUCACGGGUUACCUUCCAGUUGAAAGCUGAAAGAAGUUACCAUAUUUUCUACCAGGUUACAUCCAACAAGAGGCCAGAACUAAUCGAAAUGUUGCUAAUUACCAACAAUCCCUACGACUUCCCACUCAUCAGUCAGGGUGAGAUUAGUGUGCCUAGUAUCAAUGAUCAAGAGGAAUUGAUGGCUACUGAUGAAGCUAUUGAUAUCCUGGGCUUUACUUCUGAGGAAAAAGCAUCUAUAUACAAACUCACGGGCGCAAUGAUGCACCAUGGUAACUUAAAGUUCAAGCAGAAGCAACGAGAAGAGCAGGCGGAACCUGACGGGACUGAAGUGGCUGACAAAAUUGCUUACCUAAUGGGAUUGAAUUCUGCAGACUUGUUAAAAUCUUUGUGCUUCCCACGAGUUAAAGUUGGCCAUGAGUUUGUGACCAAAGGGCAAACAGUACAACAGGUGAUCAACGCAGUGGGAGCCCUGGCAAAAGCAGUGUAUGAGAAGAUGUUUUCAUGGAUGGUCACGCGAAUUAACCAGCAAUUAGAAACAAAACAGUCCCGGCAGUAUUUCAUUGGUGUGCUGGAUAUUGCAGGCUUUGAAAUCUUUGAUUUCAACAGCUUUGAACAGCUGUGCAUUAACUUCACUAAUGAGAAACUGCAGCAGUUCUUCAACCACCACAUGUUUGUUCUGGAACAAGAGGAGUACAAGAAGGAAGGAAUUGAAUGGGAAUUCAUUGACUUUGGAAUGGAUUUGGCUGCUUGCAUUGAACUCAUUGAAAAGCCCAUGGGAAUAUUCUCAAUCCUUGAAGAGGAAUGUAUGUUCCCCAAAGCCACAGACAACACCUUCAAGAAUAAACUGUAUGAUCAGCAUCUUGGUAAGUCAACCAACUUCCAGAAGCCCAAACCUGCCAAAGGAAAGGCUGAAGCCCACUUCUCACUGGUCCAUUAUGCUGGCAUUGUGGACUACAACAUUAAUGGCUGGCUGGAAAAGAACAAGAACCCACUGAAUGAAACUGUUGUUGGCUUAUAUCAGAAAUCUUCAGUUAAGCUUCUGUCAGCUCUCUUUGUUUCUUAUGAUACUGAAGAUGCUGGUGCCCCGAGGAAGGGUGGUAAGAGGAAAGGAUCUUCUUUUCAAACUGUGUCUGCACUCUUCAGGGAAAACCUAAAUAAACUGAUGUCCAAUCUAAGAAGCACUCAUCCGCAUUUUGUACGAUGCAUCAUUCCCAAUGAAACGAAGACUCCAGGUGAAAUUGAAAACCAUCUUGUCAUUCAUCAGCUGAGGUGCAAUGGUGUGUUGGAAGGUAUUCGAAUCUGCAGAAAAGGAUUCCCCAGCAGAAUCCUGUACGGUGACUUUAAGCAAAGGUACAAAAUCUUAAAUGCCAGUGCCAUACCAGAAGGACAUUUUAUUGACAGCAAAAAGGCUUCUGAGAAACUGCUGAGCUCCAUUGAUGUGGACCAUUCACAUUAUAAGUUUGGCCAUACUAAGGUAUUUUUCAAAGCUGGUCUCCUGGGUGCUCUUGAAGAAAUGAGGGAUGAAAAAUUAGCUCAAAUCAUCACACGUACACAAGCCAUUUGCCGAGGAUACCUAAUGAGAGUAGAAUUUAGAAACAUGAUAGAGAGAAGGGACUCCAUUUUCACUAUCCAGUACAACAUUCGCUCAUUUAUGAAUGUGAAACACUGGCCAUGGAUGAAACUUUUCUUCAAGAUCAAACCUCUGUUGAAGAGUGCAGAAACCGAAAAAGAAUUGGCAAAUAUGAAAAUGGAGUUUGAAAAGACGAAAGAAGCACUAACCAAAUCUGAAGAACAAAGGAAGCAAUUGGAAGAGAAAAUGGUUAUCCUGCUUCAGGAAAAGAAUGAUUUACAGCUUCAAGUUCAGUCAGAGGCAGAUGGCUUAGCUGAUGCUGAAGAAAGGUGUGAUCAGCUCAUCAAAAGCAAAAUUCAAUUAGAAGCAAAGGUGAAGGAAUACAAUGAAAGAUUGGAGGAUGAAGAGGAAGUUAAUGCAGAGUUAACAAGCACAAAGAAGAAACUCGAAGAUGAAUGCUCUGCUCUAAAGAAGGAUAUUGAUAAUUUAGAAAUUACACUGGCUAAGGCAGAAAAGGACAAGCAUGCCACUGAAAACAAGGUUAAGAAUCUUACAGAAGAAAUGUCCGCCCUUGAUGAAAAUAUUGUCAAAUUAACGAAGGAAAAGAAAGCCCUUCAAGACGUUCAUCAGCAAAUCUUAGAUGAUCUGCAGGCUGAAGAGGAUAAAGUCAACUCUUUAACCAAAUCCAAAGCUAAAUUGGAACUGCAAGUGGAUGACCUUGAGUGUGCACUGGAGCAAGAGAAAAAACUUCGUGUGGACCUGGAAAGAGUUAAGAGGAAGCUUGAAGGGGAUUUGAAGUUGGUACAAGAUUCAUUAAUUGAUUUCGAAAAUGACAAGCAGCAAUUAGAAGAGAAAAUAAAGAAAAAAGAUUUUGACAUAAGCCAGUAUCAAAGUAAGAUUGAAGAUGAAAAGAUUCUUGGAAUCCAACUGCAGAAGAAAAUUAAAGAGCUUCAAGCCCGCAUUGAAGAACUUGAAGAAGAAGUUGAAGCUGAGCGCACGGCUCGGGCUAAAGCAGAGAAGCAAAGAUCUGACUAUUCCCGUGAGCUGGAGGAGAUCAGUGAGCGACUGGAAGAAGCUGGUGGGGCAACCUCAGUACAGAUUGAAUUGAACAAGAAGCGUGAGGCAGAAUUUCAGAAAAUGCGCCGUGACCUGGAAGAAUCUACCCUCCAGCAUGAAGCCACAGCUGCUGCUCUUCGCAAGAAGCAGGCUGACAGUGUUGCAGAACUUGGGGAACAAAUAGAUAAUCUACAACGUGUGAAACAGAAACUCGAGAAGGAAAAGAGUGAGCUGAAGAUGGAAAUUGAUGACCUUGCCAGCAACAUGGAGUCAGUUUCUAAAUCAAAGGCCAUUCUUGAAAAGACCUGCCGAACUCUUGAAGACCAACUGAAUGAAACGAAGACAAAACAUGAAGAACAUGUGCGUUUAAUGAGUGACAUGUCAACACAACAAAUUCGAUUACAGACAGAAAACGGGGAACUAAGUCGUUUGCUUGAAGAAAAGGAGUCCCAAAUUUCGCAGCUCAGUAGAGGGAAGCAAGCAUUCACUCAACAGACGGAAGAGCUAAAAAGACAAUUGGAAGAGGAAACCAAGGCAAAAAGUGCACUGGCACAUGCUCUUCAAUCAUCCCGCCAUGACUGCGAUCUCCUCCGUGAACAAUAUGAAGAGGAAGUGGAGGCAAAGGCUGAGCUCCAACGUGGAAUGUCCAAGGCCAACAGUGAAGUGGCUCAGUGGAGAACGAAAUAUGAAACUGAUGCAAUCCAGCGCACAGAGGAACUGGAAGAAGCCAAGAAGAAACUUGCACAGCGACUCCAAGAUGCCGAGGAUCAUGUUGAAGCAGCGAAUUCAAAAUGUGCUUCACUGGAAAAGACAAAGCUACGGUUGCAAGGUGAAGUGGACGACCUGUUGAUAGAUGUUGAAAGAGCUAAUGCUGCUGCUGCGGCGCUUGAUAAGAAGCAGAGAAACUUUGACAAGGUUCUGGCAGAAUGGAAGCAGAAAUAUGAAGAAACCCAAACUGAGCUAGAAUCAGCUCUAAAGGAAUCCCGUUCUCUAAGUACUGAAUUGUUCAAGAUGAAGAAUGUUUAUGAGGAGUCUUUAGACCAUCUGGAAACUCUCAAACGAGAAAACAAGAACCUACAGCAGGAGAUCUCUGAUCUUACUGAACAAAUUGGCGAGAAUGGAAAGACAAUCCAUGAGCUGGAAAAGGCCAAAAAACUGGCUGAACAGGAAAAGUCUGAUCUGCAAGCAGCAUUGGAAGAGGCUGAGGCUUCUCUGGAAAAUUCAGAAAGCAAAACCCUGCGUAUUCAGCUUGAAUUGACCCAGGUGAAAUCAGAAAUUGAUAGGCGGAUUGCUGAGAAAGAUGAGGAGAUCGAACAAAUCAAAAGAAACUAUCACCGGGCAGUAGAAACCAUGCAGGCAGCCCUGGAUGCUGAAAUCAGAAGUAAAAAUGAUGCCCUGAGGAUCAAGAAAAAGAUGGAAGGAGACAUGAAUGAAAUGGAAAUUCAGCUGAGCCAUGCAAAUCGCCAAGCUGCAGAAGCUGUGAAAUGUUACCGAAACUUACAAGCCCAGCUGAAGGAAUGCCAGUUACACCUUGACGAGGCUGUUAGAGGCCAAGAAGAACUAAAGGAGCAGAUGGCUGUGCUUGAAAGAAGGUGCAAUUUACAGCUUGCAGAAAUUGAAGAGCUAAGAGCAGCUGUUGAACAAACAGAAAGAGCACGCAAAGUGGCUGAGCAGGAACUGAUUGAUGCCAGUGAACGUGUACAGCUCCUACAUACUCAGAAUACUAGCCUGAUUAAUACCAAGAAGAAGCUUGAAAUUGAUAUUAACCAUCUUCAAACUGAGGUUGAGGAUGCCAUUCAAGAAUCAAGAAACGCAGAAGAGAAAGCAAAGAAAGCCAUAACAGAUGCUGCUAUAAUGGCAGAAGAAUUGAAAAAGGAGCAGGAUACUAGCGCUCAUUUGGCAAGAAUGAAAAAAAACCUGGAUCAAACUGUGAAGGACCUGCAACUGCGCCUGGAUGGGGCCGAACAGCUCGCCUUGAAAGGUGGAAGGAAACAGCUCCAGAAACUGGAGGCCAGGGUACGUGAGCUUGAGGGUGAACUUGAAGCCGAGCAAAAGCGAUGUGCAGAUGCAAAUAAAGGUCUUCACAAGUUUGAAAGGAAGUUCAAGGAGCUGACCUACCAGAGUGAAGAAGAUAGAAAGAAUAACUUGAGACUUCAAGACUUGGUUAACAAGCUGCAACUUAAAGUUAAAAACUAUAAACGGCAAUCUGAGGAGGCUGAGGAGCAGGCUAAUGUCCACAUAUCCAAAUUUAGGAAGGUACAGCAUGAACUAGAAGAGGCAGAGGAACGUGCAGACAUUGCAGAGUCUCAAGUGAACAAGCUUAAGGCUAAAAGCCGUGAUUUUGUCAGCAAGGAGAAGGGAUACAAGGAGUAA